Messenger RNA from Zootermopsis nevadensis, 390 nucleotides. Lineage: Eukaryota; Metazoa; Arthropoda; Insecta; Blattodea; Termopsidae. The record is from RefSeq and is a predicted model, not a curated record.
AUGACGGAACGACUUGAGCAGAGGUGUUGCAUCAAAUUUUGCCAAAAGCUUGGCGUUACCCAAGUGGAAACCUUUCGGAAGAUUCAGCAGGCUUUCGGCGACGAUGCCAUGAGCAUCACACGAAUUAAGGAGUGGUGCAACCGCUUCCAAGAUGGCCGCACGUCGGUGGAGAGCGAACCACGUUCAAUAAGCCGAAAUGACGAGGUCAUUGACCAAGUGUGGACUUUGGUCAUGCUGGACCGUCGUGUCACCGUCCGAGAACUUGCGGACGAGGUCACCCGUCUCCUUCGUGAUGCUGUGCGGCGCAAACGACCGGACCUGUGGGCGGCGGGAACUUGGCAGCUCCAUCAAAGCACCCGCCCAUUCUUCGCAUCUGUUCAGGCUUUCUAG